Messenger RNA from Syzygium oleosum, 1566 nucleotides. RefSeq lists its product as uncharacterized. The record is from RefSeq and is a predicted model, not a curated record. Lineage: Eukaryota; Viridiplantae; Streptophyta; Magnoliopsida; Myrtales; Myrtaceae. Bases 1 to 1566 code for a protein of 521 amino acids. The transcript is spliced from 14 exons. Gene Ontology annotation, molecular function: protein binding.
AUGGCGUCUCCUGCGUCCACUCCCCUCAGAGUUUGCGGCGACUGCAGCGUGCUUUUCGAUGAUGAUGAAAUGUUCUUUAACUUUGUUCUCAAACCGAAUUUUGCAACGUGUCCGAAAGUCCUGCGUUUUCUUAGUGCAGCUCGUGCCGGAAAUCUUGGCUUACUCAAAGAGUUGGCUUCGCAAUUCGACGAUGGGAGAGGGAUGGCAAUAACCAUUGCGGAUGCUAAGGACGAUAAGGGACGUGGGGCGCUUCAUUUGGCCGCGAUAGAGGGCAAGAUUGAAGUGUGCAAGUACUUGUUGGAGGAGUUGAAGCUUGAUGUGGACCCAAAAGACGUUGAGGGUGACACUCCUCUUCAUCUUGCUGCUGGAUCGGCGCACAUUGAAACAACAAAGUAUCUAAUAGAUCGACGUGCCGAUUCUACCAUACCUAAUGAUGGUGGUCUGACAGUAUUGCAUUACUUUGCUGGGUCAGGGAACCUCGAAUUGAUGAACUUUCUACUUUCUAAAGGGGUCAACAUCGAUUAUCAAAGCUCCUUGGGCAGCCCUUUAUUUUUUUCUGCUGGCUGUGCUCAGCUAGAUGCUGUAAAAUUUCUCUUAGAACAUCAUGCUAACCCUAAUGCGGAAACUGUUGAUCGUUUAACUCCGGUCUUUGCAUCCGUCACUAUCAAAUCGCUUGAAUGCUUAAAGCUGUUGAUUCGGUGGGGUGCAAAGGUGAAUGUUACUUUUCCUGGAGGAGGAACACCUCUGCAUGUUGCUGCUUUCAUGGGGAAGCUCGAUAUCAUAAGUUGCUUACUAGAAGCUGGAGCUGAUCCCAAUGUCAGAGACGAGAAUGGGAAAACACCCAUACAACUUGCAGCACAAAGAGGCCAUCGUGCAGCCGUGGAGAUUCUUUUUCCAAAGACUUCAAAUAUUAAAACUAUUCCAUGGAGUGUGGAUGGAAUCAUGAUGCAUAUGCAGGCUGAAUGUGGUGAUAAGCAGGAAGAAGUCGGGGAAGCAGAGGAAACAAGUAAGGAGAAGGACGACUUGUUGACAAACCAAAAGCUCUCUGAGGAAGAAAUUGGCAAAGCAAAGGAAACUCGUCAGGAGGACAUCUUAUUGACAAAGGAAAAGCUCUCUGAGGAAAGUGAAGAAGCAAAGCAGAAAGCUGCCGAAGCCAAAUUAAGAGGAGAUGCGGCGGUUAAAAGAAAAGACUAUCAUGCAGCUUUAUACGCUUAUACGCAAGCAAGAGGCUUUGACCAAAACGACGCAACUUUGCUCUCCAAUAGAAGUCUUUGCUGGAUUCGCUUGGGGGAAGCAGAACAUGCUCUAGUUGAUGCAAGGGCCUGUAAAGCACUUAGACUAGAUUGGCCAGAAGCUUGCUAUCGGGAAGGUGCAGCUCUGCGUUUACUGCAGAGGUUCAAUGAAGCUGCGGAUUCUUUCCAUGAGGCUGUCAAACUUGACCCUGAGAAUUGGGAACUUGUAAAUGCUUUCAGAGAAGCUGUCCGAGAUGCAAAGAAGGUCCGCGGUAAGGACCAAAAGAGUUUGACUUUGAGCAAGGCGAAGAAGACGGAUGAUCUUGACGCUUGA